This is a messenger RNA of Aspergillus luchuensis, 6072 nucleotides long. RefSeq names its product type I iterative PKS. Lineage: Eukaryota; Fungi; Ascomycota; Eurotiomycetes; Eurotiales; Aspergillaceae. The coding region runs from base 1 to 6072 and encodes 2023 amino acids. Gene Ontology annotation, biological process: fatty acid biosynthetic process; secondary metabolite biosynthetic process. The transcript has 5 exons. The record is from RefSeq and is a predicted model, not a curated record. Gene Ontology annotation, molecular function: zinc ion binding; 3-oxoacyl-[acyl-carrier-protein] synthase activity; fatty acid synthase activity.
AUGCCAGGCAAACAGGACAGUCCAGUUAUGCCCAUUGCCAUCGUUGGCAUCGGGGGCCGAUUCCCCGGGGACGCAUCGAAUCCAGAUCGGCUUUGGGAACUCCUCCUGAACGCGAAAAGCACGCUCUCGGAGACGCCUAAAGAUAGAUUCAGCGCAGAUGCAUUCUACCACCCGCAGCCUGAUCGCCCAGGAACUUCAAACUCGUGUGGUGGCCACUUCAUGAACCAAAAUAUCGAUGAAUUUGAUGCGCCAUUUUUCUCUAUCACCCCUUCCGAGGCGAGAGCCAUGGAUCCCCAGCAGCGAAUGUGCCUGGAAGUUGCAUACGAGGCUAUGGAAAAUGCGGGUAUUACUAUGGAUCGUAUCUCCGGAUCUCGCACCUCUUGCUACGUCGGGUGCUUCAACCAUGAUUACCAGCUCCUCCAGAACUUGGAUCUCGAUAACCUUCCAUUUUAUCAUGCAACAGGGACCGAGUCAUCAUGUCUCUCGAAUCGCGUCUCAUGGUUCUUCAACUUGGCUGGCCCAAGCAUGACAGUUGAUACAGCAUGUUCUUCGUCUCUCAUAGCACUCCAUCUUGCCUGUCAAAGUAUUCGGCUUGGUGAAUCAGAAACGGCGCUUGUGGGUGGUGUGAACAUCAUCUCGUUCCCAGAGAUUUACAUGAAGCUUUCCAACCUACAGAUGGUCUCCCCGGAUAGCAAGUCGCAGACCUUCGAUGAGAAGGCUAAUGGCUACGGUCGUGGGGAGGGUACCUGUUUCGUGGUGCUCAAACCACUAGAUAAAGCCAUCGAAGACAACGAUGUCAUUCGUGCAGUGAUCCGCAAUACCGGAAGUAACGAGGAUGGGAAUACACCCGGCCUGACACUUCCAUCAAAGAACAUGCAGAAAGCCCUGAUCGAGAAGGUGUACGAAGAGGCGGGAUUGCAAAUGAGAGACACAGGGUAUUUUGAAGCACAUGGUACUGGAACAGUCGCAGGGGAUUCAAUUGAAACCCAAGCCUUGGGAGAGACCAUUGGAAAAUCGAGACCGCCAGGUCAGCCACUCUGGGUGAGAUCGUUAAAGGCAAACAUCGGUCAUCUCGAAGGCGGCAGCGGUCUUGCAUCGCUUAUAAAGACUGUCUAUGUUCUUGAAAAAGGCAUAAUUCCGCCUCAAGUCUGGCUGGACAAACUCAAUCCCCGUAUUCGCGCCGAGGAAUGGAACUUAGCCGUGCCUACGGAAGUAACUCCAUGGCCAGACCAAGGUCCACGGCGAGCUAGUGUUAACUCGUUCGGAUUUGCUGGUGCUAAUGCACACGCUAUCCUGGAAGAUGCUUACUCCUAUCUCGAGGCAAAUAUUGGCAGGGGCCGUCACAAUUCCAAUGUACCCGCGAAACUUGCCGAAAACCCUGACCUGUGUCGUGACAAGCAUGAUGCAAAUAGCCUCACUUUAUCGCGAGAUACACAUGGCUAUGUGCAACCGUUUCCGAAGUUGAUUUUGUGGUCGGCCCACGAGCAAGGCGGGCUGAAACGAAUUUCGGAGUCAUGGAAACAAUUUCUCGAUGGAAAGUCGGGCAUGCUCACGCAAGUCGAGCGGUCGAAACUGCUGUCGGACUUGGCGUAUACAGCAGUAAAGCGGCGCACGCAGUUUCCAUGGAGGUCGUUCACUGUUUGCUCGGAUCCAGGAGAGAUUGCGAGCGGCGAAGUUGAUAUAGCCCCUGCUGUCCGAUCAUCACAGCGGCCCAGGCUUGCCCUCGUUUUCACUGGUCAGGGUGCGCAGCACCAUGCAAUGGGUCGCCGAUUAAUGCACUACGACGUAUAUGCCAAUAGUCUGAGAGCUGCCGACCAAUAUCUGGAGUCUUUGGGCUGCCCGUGGUCACUUGUGGAAGAGCUCUCUCGUGAUGCAGAAUCUUCCAGGAUAAAUCCUCCUGAAUUCAGUCAACCUCUUUGCAUUGCAUUGCAAGUGGCGAUGGUUGACCUCCUGAAAAGCUGGGACAUAUGGCCCCCUGAGGCGGUGAUUGGUCAUUCUGGUGGAGAAACAGCCGCUGCUUAUGCAAAGGGUGCCCUAACCCGAGAGGCAGCCUGGACAGUGGCAUAUUAUCGCGGUCAGGUGUGCUCGAUAGCACCAGACAUUGACCCAGACCAUCCCCUUGAUGGUGAUAUGUUAGCGGCUGCUAUUAGUGAGCAGGAGGCUCAGUCUUAUAUUCAACAGGUGUCCUCUGGAAAGCUUGUCGUUGCCUGUGUCAACAGUCCGAACAGUGUUACCCUGUCUGGUGACGUUCCUGCGAUUAUCGAUGCUGCGAAGCUCAUAAAAUCCGAUGGCCAUCUAGCUAAGAAGCUUGGGGUAAAUCGAGCUUAUCACUCAGCACAUAUGAAGGUGGUGGAGGACAUGUACCGAGACCUUCUGAAAGAUGUGCAUGGUCUUCCAGAGACACCGGAUUCACCGAAGAUGUUUUCGUGUGUGACAGGAGCGUCAAUUGACAACUGUAACUUGGGUGGAGAUUACUGGGUGACAAACCUCAUAAACCAGGUUAAAUUCUCUCAGGCAAUGCAAGCACUUAUCAACCAUUCGGGCAGUCGGAGAUCGAAGCGCCCGAAGGGGUAUUCCUAUGUCAACCUCAUGCUUGAGAUCGGCCCUCACGGUGCCCUCCAAGGACCGGUGAAACAAAACUUGAAGGCAAUGCAGGUAGAUUGUACUAGUGUAUCUGCCUUGGAUCGGAACAAGGAUGCAGCACAAAGUCUCCUGGAGGCGAUUGGUGUUCUUUUCCAGCAUGGGUACGAUUCUAAUAUUGUUGCCGCAAAUACCCCUGAUCCAAGCGAAACAACUCAGCUUCUUGUCGACUUACCACCCUAUCCGUGGAAUCAUUCUAAUCGAUAUUGGCACGAAUCAGCUGUAGCCAGUGCAUACCGGUUCAAGAAAUUCCCCAGGAAGGACCUCCUUGGAAUCAGGGACAACGAGAGUAACAACGCCCAUGCACGCUGGCGUCAUUUCCUCCGCCCUUCCGAAAACCCCUGGAUUGAAGAUCAUCAGGUGCAAGGUAAAGUAAUUUAUCCCGCCGCCGGAAUGCUUGUCAUGGCAUUGGAAGCCGCGAGGGAAACGGCAGACCCUGACAAGGCGAUAAAGGCGUACGAGAUACGUGAUGUGUCUAUUAAAAACGCCAUUAUUAUUCCCAAGGGAGAAGAGGGAGCAGAAACGAUGGUGCAUUUUCACCGAAAGUCCUCGGGAUGGCAAGAAUUUUCGAUAUAUUCCCGUGUUGGCCACAAUCCCUGGUCACAAAACUGCACUGGCGUCCUGCGGGUACAGUAUAAGGUCAAUCAAAACAUGGGAUCAUUUACGAAUGAAGAAGAGGAGACAACCAUGUUGUAUCGAUCAGAAUAUGAGGAAGUAGAAAAAAGAUGCUCUCGGUCCAUGUCGUCUGAAGAUUUCUAUGCAGAACAAUCUGAACUAGAUCUCUGCUUCGGUGAAACGUUUCAGAACGUCAGCAACCUCCGAUUGAACCAGGGAGAAAUGGUUUUCGAUGUUCAAACACCAGAUGUGAGGAGCAAGAUGCCGCACAACUUCACUCACGACCACUUGGUGCAUCCCUGUACUCUCGAUCCGGUUAUCCAUGCUUCACUUGCCAUAUUAAAUCACGGAGACGGAGAAAAAGGACCAGCGAUUCCCACGUCCAUCGGUAGACUGGUUAUAUCCGCGGGUAUUUCGGCUCGCCCGGGCACGGUCCUCAGGGCACACUCUUCAGCGACACGACAUGGCCUAAGAGAUGCAGAAUUGAACAUUCGGGCAUUCUCUGAGAACAGGGAAAAGCCUCUUAUAAUCCUGGACAGAAUCAAAGUCACUCGCCUAGGAGGUGGUGUUAGCUCUGAGGGUCAAGAUGGUCUGGAAACAGCCCAGAAGAGAAUUGCAAGUGAGAUAUACUGGGAACAAGAUGCUUUGCAUCUGAAGAGCCAGGAACUUCGCAAACUGGAUUUGUCAAAUCCUGCAGCGGAUGGUCCAGACAAAAUGGGACCUUUGGAAUCAUUCAUCAGACUUCUCGGACACAAAUUUUCUGAUCUAAAGAUUCUAGAGAUAGGUGCCGGAGAUGGCAAUGUAACAGAGAGGCUUCUUGAUGCGCUUGAGGGGCACGAUGGUGAAUCAGUUCCGUUACUGGAGCAGUACACUGCCACCAGAUCAAAUGAUGAAGCAGCAUUAUUGAAGAAAAGGAUGCAUUCCCGUGGGUCAUAUUUUCAUGCCACCCCAUUGGCCCUGAGCCAAGAUUGGCAGGAGCAAGGAUUAUCGUCCCAAACAUACCACUGUAUCAUCAUCAACACUGGGGACGGACGGACGGCAGCCGGGAACGCAAUUGAGCAAUCCAAAGGCUUGUUAAAAGCCAACGGGGUUCUCAUUGUACUUCUCGCAAAGGACUCGAGUGAGUCUCGAGAAACGUGGAUACAAAGCCUGGCAGAGAGAGGCCUGACGAACAUCGAAUACGUGGCUUCGGAAGAUCGUAACAGUGCCGCCUCUUCCAUUCCGUUCCUUAGCUCAAGGAUGGCGACUGAUUUGGACAGCGCCCUUCCCAAAGACAUUCUGCUUGUCGGCCCUUGUCGCCCUGGUGAGCUGUCGAGGAGUCUGACAGAGCAGCUACAGUCUCAUGGUAUACGCAUACAUCAUGCCACUCUAUGCGGUACGGAGCAGAUAGACCUCGGAGGCAAAUUCUGCCUAUUUCUCCCGGAGUUGGAGCGCCCGAUACUGUUUGAUUCUAACGCAAAGGAUUUCUUGCUCCUCAAACGUUUACUUCUUGAGUCAAAGGGCACACUCUGGGUAACGGCAGGGGCGACUUUUGAAUGCAGUAACCCCAAAGCAUCAUUGGUAACGGGGCUUUUCCGGAGUGUUAGCCAUGAGCACCCCGAACUAUCACUGACGACACUUGACUUGGAUACCGAAGACUCUCAUAGCCAUAUCGGUGCUAGCAUCAUUAUGGGUGUUCUGAAACGCAUUGCAAACGGGGAUAUCGACCACGAAUUCACGGCGCGUGGUGGUCAAAUUCUGAUUCCGCGUAUCAGAAUGAAUAAGAGGCUCAAUGACUUUUAUUCAGUUCUUCGCGACGGACCUCAGCCAGUGCCUGGGCCAUUGAAACAACUGGGAAGAUCAUUGGGUCUUUCCCUGGGUGCGCCGGGGGUCUUUGAGUCAAUUCAUUUUCGGGAUGAUCUGAGCCACCAAGAAUCCUUGUCCCCUGACACUGUCGAGAUAGAAGUCAAGGCAACUGGGCUUAACUCGCAUGAUCUUCUGUCAGCUCUUGACCAAGUCGCCUACCCUACAUUCGGCCAUGAGUGUAGCGGUAUCAUCCGCAAUGUGGGCGAAGCUGUCACCAAAUACCGAACAGGAGACCGAGUCAUGGCUUGGAGUUCCGGGGCGUUUGCAAAUUUCACUCGCGUUCCAGAAGCCAUGGUGCAGCCGAUGCCAUUCGGGAUGCCCUUUCCAGUGGCAGCGUCAUUGCCAGUCAGCUACUGUGUUGCCUAUCACUCCUUAGUUGAAUGUGCGAGACUGCGACGUGGCGAGAGCCUUCUCAUCCAUACGGGGGCUGGCGGGGUAGGGCAAGCCGCCAUCAUGAUCGCACUAAAUCUGGGCGCAAAGGUGUAUGUCACCGUAGGGUCAGAAGAGAAGAAAAUCCACCUCAUGGAUACAUACGGCAUUCAGGAUGAUCACAUCUUUUACAGCCGCGAUCUCAGCUUCUCUCAAGGAGUAUCCAGGUUGACCAAAGGGAGUGGUGUUGAUGUUGUACUCAAUUCGCUGUCAGGUGAACAGCUUCAACAUUCACGAUCAUGCGUGGCUUCGUUUGGACGAUUUGUGGACAUACGAUUGAAUAGUACUGUCGAGGAUACCGGGCUUGACAUGGGUCCUCUUCCCAAAAAUGUGGCAUCUUUCUCUAUCAAUGUCCAUGAACUAUACAACAAAUAUCUGCCGCGCGCAGCGACCCUGUUCGAGAAUGCGAUGAGAUUUUAUUUCGAGAACAAUUGUAACCCGCCAUCCCCUUUGCAUGUCAUGACCUUUUCAGAAAUUUCUGAUGGUCUCCGACUUCUGCACAGCGGCAAGCAGAUGGGCAAGAUAGUUUUUCCAGGCCAAUGA